AUGUUUUUGCUACUUGGGGAGUUCCGCACUAGGUUCCACACGACGCUUUUUUCCCAGGUCUUUGUGAGAAAGACUUCAUCACCGAAUCGUUGGAAGACGUUCGUAGCCAACCGCGUCUCCACCAUACAAACCUCUACAGAAGGAUCUAUCUGGCAACAUGUGCCGGGUGCAGAGAACCCCGCAGAUGAAUUAUCCCGCGGUCUACAGCCAGCAGAACUUCUAGCAAGAUCAAGAAGGUGGAACGGCCCAGUUUGGCUAGCUGUUGCUCCAAGUCAUCGACCACACUCAGUUGUUCCCGACGAUGAAGCAUCCGCCGUCAUAGAAGAAGCUCGGAAGGUCGCUCUAGUUUCAUUAGCUACAUCCACGGCCACCUUUGCUGAACACCUGUUCAACCCGAUUCUCCUCGUACACAAAGCUGCGUCGUGUGGUAGCGUAUUGUCUGAAGUACAUCCGUUCGCUGAGAGUCACGACCAACAAUCCACUGGUGAACCAUCCAGCGUUCUCACCACAGCUGAGUUAACAGCAGCAGACCAUGCACUAGCACGCUUAGCCCAAGCCCAGCUUUACUCGGAGAAGUUAUCCGGUCUAAAUGUACCAUCUAGCCACAAUCAAAUCCUGAAGUGA
Messenger RNA from Topomyia yanbarensis, 624 nucleotides. RefSeq lists its product as uncharacterized. NCBI's taxonomy places the organism in Eukaryota, Metazoa, Arthropoda, Insecta, Diptera, Culicidae. The transcript has a single exon. Bases 1 to 624 code for a protein of 207 amino acids. The record is from RefSeq and is a predicted model, not a curated record.